CAAACCAUCGAGCACGAGAACAAGAUGAUCGAGGAGAGAAACGAGGCUCUGUUGCCGAAGCUGUCCGGCCUGAGCCGCGCGCUGAUCCGCAGCCUGGGCAACAUCAGCCUGCCGCACAUGCAGGAGCCAAUCACGGAGCAGAACUUCGACAGCUACGUGAGCACCCUGACCCACAUGUACACCAACAAGGACCGCUUCCAGAGCGCCGAGAACAAAGCCCUGCUGGAGACCAUCAACAGAGCUGUGAAGGGCAUCAAAGUGUGAGGCAGCGCGGCGGCGCGAAGGACGGGGCGCUACGGGAGACACGUUGAACCGCUCUCCGACACGUUGAAAUACGAUUCAAAAACAAAAAAGGGAAUUCAGGUAUUUUAAAUAAACGCCGACUUGAAUAAGAAAUCAACCCAGGGAGCAGCGGGCCAGAGGAGACGAGCCGCGUGCUGCUGGUCCCCAGAGGACGAGGACGGACACCAGGGACUGUGUGGGGGGGGUGAUGUGCUCUGUGUUUACCUGUUGUCUCUUUUCUGUCCUCAACUGUUUGUGGAUGAGCGGUUGAUCAUGUUUUCGCCUGGAGCACAGGAUCGCCUGAAGCAGCUCGGAGAGGACAGAGACGAGUUGGACGCGCUGCCCUGUAGCGCACAGUGUGUGUGUGUGUGUGUGUGUGUGUGUGAGACACUGGCUGGGGUCUCUGUGGUAUUACUGCGGGCAAAGGUGUCAACAGCACAAUGUUGACCCAUGUAGUGUGUGUGGGGGGGGGCAGGAAGGCCGUGGGGCUGUUUUCAUGGGACUGAUGUGAGGAUUUUAAACAGCAGCAGAUUAAUCCAUUAAUUCCUUUUUUUAUUUUUUUACCUGAGAUAAUAGUAAUUUUGUGCGCACAGCUCAAGUUCCGUUAGUCAUAUCAAUAGUAUUUAUCAACAUAGGAGUUGCACUUCAUCUUAAUGGAUAGUUCUGUGGUACCAUAAUUAUUGUUAUAUAUGAAUUAUUUAAACUUGUGAACUCUUAAAUUGUAACUUAUUGCCAUUUAUGUUAUUGAGGUUUAUUUAUUUGAAGCAAUCUAUUUAUUAACUUUGUUUUGUAACGCGCGCACACACACACACACACACACACACACACACACACUCACACAGCAUCAUCCUUACUGAUUAUCACGGUCAACGCAAAUGUCUCACGUCAAUAUUUUAAGAAUCUAUACAGAUAGCUGACGUGGCGUAUUUAGUUUUGAGUACUUUUUCAAAGCCUUUUUAAGUGCAGAUGUUUUAUAACUGUCUUUGAUAAUUUUACACAGAGCAGGUCAUCUUUUGCUGUUUGUUCCUUGCUUUUCUCUUUUUGUUACUGUUACAUUCAGAACCCCCACGCGGGGCGAAAAAAGAAAGUAUGUAUUUAUUAUUUAUUUAACAUGAAAGAAUUUGACUGACAUGGCUGUGUAUUUAUUUUGUUAUUUAUUUGCGUGAUGUGACGGUUGAGUCCGAGUAGUCUUAAAGACCCACUGCUAAUAUUUAAAUAAAGAAAACGACAUCAUCAAUACAAA
Molecule: messenger RNA, 1525 nt
Organism: Gasterosteus aculeatus aculeatus (three-spined stickleback)
Lineage: Eukaryota; Metazoa; Chordata; Actinopteri; Perciformes; Gasterosteidae
Source: RefSeq, a predicted model, not a curated record